Messenger RNA from Tarenaya hassleriana, 2407 nucleotides. Its product is annotated as transcription factor MYC4. Gene Ontology annotation, biological process: regulation of DNA-templated transcription. Gene Ontology annotation, molecular function: DNA-binding transcription factor activity; transcription cis-regulatory region binding; protein dimerization activity. NCBI's taxonomy places the organism in Eukaryota, Viridiplantae, Streptophyta, Magnoliopsida, Brassicales, Cleomaceae. The transcript has a single exon. The coding region runs from base 157 to 2118 and encodes 653 amino acids. Gene Ontology annotation, cellular component: nucleus. The record is from RefSeq and is a predicted model, not a curated record.
AUAAUUGCGGAAUCCAACAAUCACCAAACGCCAUUUGCUGAGCUUCUUCUCCUCUCAUCUCUUCUCCCUUCACACCAAUCACUUGUCUCUCUCUCUCUCGCCGGAAAGUUUAUAGCUUUACCGGUCUCCGCCGCAAUCGACCGGAUCGGGGGUUUCAUGACCGAUUACCGCCUCAACCGAUCAACGAACGGCACAACGGCGUCGAUUAAUCUAUGGACGGCGGACGAUGACGCGUCGGUGAUGGAAGCCUUCGUCAGCUCCGAUCACUCUGCUCUCUGGCCACCGGCUCCUCCGGCGGAGCAAUUAUCUGCCGGCGGUGACCAUCCCCAGCAGCCGGCGGCGGCGCAGUCGCGGUUGAACGAAGAUACUCUUCAGCAGCGACUCCAGGCCUUGAUCGAAGGCGCGAGAGAGACCUGGACCUACGCUAUAUACUGGCAGCUGUCGUACGACUCCAUCGCAGGCGGUGGAGACGGCGAGGGAACGGCCUUUCUCGGAUGGGGCGAUGGAUACUACAAAGGAGAAGAGGAUAAAGGGAAGAGCAAGAAACGGUGCUCCUCGGUUAACGCGGUGGAGCAGGAGCACCGGAAGAGGGUUAUACGGGAACUAAACGCGCUGAUUUCAGGAGGAGCGGUAGCUGGAGCCGCCGAUGAUGCCGGAGACGAGGAAGUCACCGACACAGAGUGGUUCUUCCUGGUGUCGAUGACUCAGAGCUUCCUGAACGGAACUGGAUUGCCGGGACAAGCGUUCCUACACUGUCGGACGAUCUGGCUUUCCGGGUCGGGAGCUCUGGCUGGAUCGGGUUGCGAGCGAGCCCAGCAGGGUCAAAUCUACGGAUUGCGGACGCUGGUGUGUAUUCCGUCGGAUAACGGCGUGGUGGAGCUGGGUUCGACGGAUGUGAUACAACAGAGCUCAGAUCUGAUGGAAAAGGUCAACACUCUGUUCAAUUUCAACAACGGUGGUGGUGAAGCGGGUUCGUGGACGUUCAAUCUGAAUCCGGAUGAGGGAGAAAACGACCCUACUCUCUGGAUAACCGAACCCACCACCAGAAUCGAUUCCGGUCACGUCAUCCCGACGGCGGCGAUCAAUAACGGUAACUCCAAUUCCAAUUCCAAUUCUCACCAAUUCCCAAAGCCUGGUCACUUUGAGAACGGUAGCUCGGUGGAGAACCCAGGGCAGAAUCCUCAGAGUUCGUCUCUGGAUCGAAAUUUGAAUUUGUCGAGUUCUGGGUUGAAUCAAAACGGGAACUUUUCAGAUGGGUCGCGCCCGAAAUCGGGCGAGAUUCUAAAUUUCUGCGGGAACAAGAACGGAAAUGGAACCGGGUUUUCGGGCCAAACCAGUUUUGCGGCAGCGGAGAACAAUAAGAAGCGAUCUCCGGUGUCAAAGGGGAGUAACAAUGACGAAGGGAUGCUUUCUUUCACUUGCGGCGUUGUUCUUCCCUCCUCCGCCGCAAAGUCCGGCGAUUCUGAUCACUCAGACGUGGAAGCUUCAGUGGCGAAGGAAGCAGACAGUAGUAGAAUAGUGGAACCGGAGAAGAAGCCGAGAAAGCGGGGAAGAAAACCAGCGAACGGGAGAGAAGAGCCGCUGAAUCACGUAGAGGCUGAGAGACAGAGGAGGGAGAAGCUAAACCAGAGGUUCUACUCGUUGAGAGCUGUGGUUCCAAAUGUUUCCAAGAUGGACAAAGCGUCUCUUCUGGGAGAUGCCAUAUCAUACAUCAACGAGCUGAAAUCUAAGCUGCAAGAGGCAGAAUCCGAUAAAGAAGAUCUGCAGAAGCAGCUAAACGAGCUUAACAAGGAAGGGUCUGGUAAAGAUUCACGCCCGCAGUCCAGUAAAGACCGGAAGGGACUGAACCAAGAUUCGGGACCAGCCAUGGAAAUGGAAAUCGACGUGAAGAUCAUAGGCUGGGACGUGAUGAUACGCAUCCAAUGCAGCAAGAAGAACCACCCUGGCGCUAAAUUCAUGGAAGCACUGAAAGAGCUGGACUUGGAGGUGAACCACGCGAGUCUAUCGGUGGUGAACGAUCUCAUGAUCCAGCAAGCGACCGUGAAAAUGGGGAAUCGGUUUCUGACACAGGACCAGCUUAAGGUAGCUCUAAUGGCGAAAGUGGGGGAGAGCUCAUGAAAUAAAGAUCACAUCUUUAGCAGAGGGUAAUCAAUCCUCGAUCCUUCACAAGAACAUCUGUUGUGAUGAUAAUGUAUUAUGCUAUAUGUGUAAGUGUAAGUACCCAUUUUGCGGCACCAACUUGUUGUUGUUCCAUUAAAGAGAGUUUGUAGUUUAGUGUUUCAUCUCAGUUCUUCAAGUAGCUUCGGUUAUGGCGUUAUUGGUUCACUCUGGUCUGUUCCCUCUCUAGCAAUUCGUGUAAAUAUUUUUUUUAUUAGGAAUAAACAAAAUGGGAAUAAAUUGGGUUCUA